AUGACCCAACAAAGCGACCCAACCGACAAUGUUUCGGCCGAUAAGCAAAAUCCUGUAUCUCCUUCUGUUGAGCAUGUUGAUCGCUCAGAAGGAACAUUGCACAACGAAAAAGGUGUUGCUCUAGCCGAUAGCGAUGUCAUUGACGAGGAGUACCGAGCGCGAGAGAAGAAGCUCGUCCGAAAGCUUGACAUGACCCUGAUGCCUAUCAUUUUCAUUCUCUACUUGUUCAACUAUCUUGAUAGGAACAACAUUGCUCAGGCCAAGCUGGACUCAUUCGAAGAGGACCUGGGAUUGACUGGGAAUGAUUUCAAUAUUGCAGUUUCAAUCCUAAACGUCGGAUACAUGCUUAUGCAGCUUCCGUCGAACAUGAUUCUCACGCGAGUGCGACCUUCUAUAUACAUGCCGAUCUGGGUUUGCGCUUGGUCUUGUAUCUCCGCUGCAACGGCGGGUGUCCAUAACUUUUCAGGCCUCAUCGCGGUGAGGUUCUUCCUUGGAGUCUCCGAAGCUCCGUUCUUUCCCGGGGCCUUCUACUUGCUUUCGUGCUGGUACACCAGAAAGGAACUGGCACUUCGCUAUGCUGUACUUUACUCGGGAUUGGUGCUCGCUACAGCCAUAUCUGGCCUCCUCGCCGCUGGUGUCUUUGCUGGGCUUUCUGGUGCGCACGGCCUCGCAGGCUGGCGGUGGCUGUUCAUCAUUGAAGGGGCGGGCAGUUUCUUCGUCGGAGCCGCAGCGUUUUUUAUUCUUCCCGAUUUUCCAACCUCAAAGACUGGCGCGACACAGUGGCUGUUCAAUGAAGGGGAGCGUGAGUUGUCUGUUUCGCGAAUGUCUAGUGACGCUGUGUCGAACCAAGAACAGAACGAAUCCAUCCGAUACGGCCUGAAACUGGCCGUCACAGAUUACAAGGUCUGGCUUUUUGCACUCAUGUUGUGCUCAAAUCAUACUGCAUAUGGAUUCAACAAUUUCUUCCCAGCCAUCGUACGUGGAUUCAAUCUCGGAGACCGAACAAUCACACUCGUAUGCACCGCACCUCCUUAUCUGAUCGGAGCGGUCCUAUCAUACGCCAUUGCAUGGUCUAGCGAUCGAAGGGCUGAGCGAGGCUACCAUAUCUCCAUUCCCAUGAUUGUGGCCAUGGUCGGAUAUAUCGUCAACGUCUCUGUCUUGAAUGUUCCUGCCAGGUAUUUCGCCGCAUUUCUUUACGUGUCCGGUUGUUUCGGCGCAAAUGCAGCGGUUUAUAGCUGGGCGGCGACCUCUGUCAGCCAAACACCUCAGAAGAAAGCCUGCGCGACGGCUAUCAUCAACGUUGUGGGCCAGUUUGGCAAUAUCUGGAGCCCUUAUUUCUUUGACGACAAGGACGAGCCACGAUACACGAAAGCUAUGUUACUCUUGAUGGCAUUUUGCGUUCUCAAUGCUAGCUUGUGUUUCCUCAUGAAAUUCAUCUUGCGCAGGGAGAAUAAGAAGAUCAUUGCUCAGCACGAGGGAACGGCCAUAAUUCCCAACCUUUAUACUCUUUAA
This is a messenger RNA of Fusarium oxysporum Fo47, 1512 nucleotides long. RefSeq names its product major facilitator superfamily domain-containing protein. The coding region runs from base 1 to 1512 and encodes 503 amino acids. Gene Ontology annotation, molecular function: transmembrane transporter activity. The transcript is spliced from 4 exons. The record is from RefSeq and is a predicted model, not a curated record. Gene Ontology annotation, biological process: transmembrane transport. Lineage: Eukaryota; Fungi; Ascomycota; Sordariomycetes; Hypocreales; Nectriaceae. Gene Ontology annotation, cellular component: membrane.